Messenger RNA from Trichoplusia ni (cabbage looper), 5001 nucleotides. RefSeq names its product toll-like receptor 13 (gene 2mit). The record is from RefSeq and is a predicted model, not a curated record. NCBI's taxonomy places the organism in Eukaryota, Metazoa, Arthropoda, Insecta, Lepidoptera, Noctuidae. Gene Ontology annotation, molecular function: protein binding. The transcript has 2 exons. The coding region runs from base 1335 to 3836 and encodes 833 amino acids.
AUUCCUUCAAAUGUAAAAAAAUAUUUUGAAGUUUUUUGUACAUAAGUUCGAUUAUUCCCUAUUACAUGCAGGCAUUUCCAAGAAGUCUCAUAACUUUGGCAUUAGGUGGCCAACAAACAUGUUAGAGGAGGUCGAAAUACAAUGUUUUCCUUCUCAAGAUAUUCAGGGAGGGACAAGAAAAGUUCAAAUAACCCAAAUUAAGGAGUGCAAUAAAGAGACCCUUCGGAAAACCUUGCGGGACCUAUUCAUGGAAAUGCUAGUCGAACGUUCCGGUGAAGAUGGUCGAAACAGAACGCGCUGUAAGGAUUGAGUGAGAGGUUAGGGCCUGACCAGAUGAAAUUGCAUUGUUUUUCGUUUUCUUAAAAAAGGGCUGGCUAGAUAUGAGAAGGAAAUUAAUAUUUGAUUAUUAAUUUUCUAAGAUUACAAUAAACAAUACUGGCUACCUUUCCAAUAAAAUGGUUAAAAAGCAGAAAUACAAGCAAAAGUGAAUUAAAAGAAAAAAAACAUUCACUGCAAUAUAUUUACUAGUUAGUAAGUUGAAUAUUUACAUUCAACUUAAUAAACUCCCAGUAAACAGUUUAUACAUCAAAUGAACUUCUUAAUUUCCUCUCCGCAAGACAGCGAUCGAGUAAUUGUAUGGUAUUUAAUAAAGACACAAAGUGCCCGCGCUAAGGAGCAAUAAUAACUUGUUGUUUAAAUCAUGCUGUCACUCCAAGAAAGCCCAAUAGGGAGCAAUCUCAGCCAUGGCGACCGAAAAAUACAUGUACGCACACUUACAAAUACUCGUGUCCUUAAAAUAACGUAUUAAGGAGCGCCGAGUAUGACAUAAAUAGUGGUGGUGUGGAAGUCAGUUGACUAUAUAAAAAUGAGGUUGUGAGGGAUGUAAAAGCGGCGGCAGGGCGCCGGCGCCGCGGCUCUCGCCUCGCUUCGCACAGUUCGCAGUCAGACGCGGCGGCGCCGGCAGUGUCGCGCUCACGCCCCUCCCGGCCGCACGGUCCCGAUCGCACACGACACGGACGCAACUCAUGAACGACACGUUACGUAUUAGUGUCAUGUGAUGUUACAGUGAUCCUCUUGCCACACUACCCAGUGUCCGCGACGCCUUGCUGAACCUAACGGCAGCAUCAGCAUGAGUGACAGACAGCAAUGUGACUGAAACGGCGCCGACUAGAGUGCUUGUGCAAGUGCUAACUUACAAGAUGUUUAGUUCGUAUCCAAUGAACAACUUAAGUGCUCGUGUGACUCAAGAUAAUAUGUGUCGUAUGUGUAAACUUCAACAUUAUUUAAUGUUUAAUCCAGCAUAAACUCAUAAGGAUCACGGAAUACUGUCAGACAUGGCGGUAUUUUUCAAACAGUGUUUAUUUUUAACGGUUAUAUUUACAAAUCAAGUUACAAAUUUGGCAUCAGUGUGCCUCGACAUAUGUACUGCCUGUAACGUCAGUACACCGGCAUGUCAACAAUGCUCAUAUAACAUCACACUGAAAGAAAACCCAUAUACACACCGCCAGUUAUCUGUGUGCUGUAAUGAAGAUGUAAAGCUAGCGGCGUGGCCUCAAGAGUACGUUAAUAAAACUAUUGUCGAAGUUACCGCUCGCUACAACCCUACGUGUAACGCAAGUAUCGUUUAUUUUGACUUACCUUUAUUAGACACGUUUUCACUUCACAUUCGGAACAACAGUUUUGUUCAAAUUAAGAUCAACAUCAAAGAGCAAAACUUGAGGGAAAUUGAUUUAUCGUCUAAUAACUUGCAAUACGUUACCAAGGGAGUUUUUAAUAACUUCCUGAAUCUCCGGAAACUUAUUUUAAGCAAAAAUAAAAUUGUUAAUAUAUUCGAGGAAAGUUUUAAUGGUUUAUCUAAAUUGGAAACUCUAGAUCUGUCAGAAAACAAUCUAACCAUUUUGGCCAAUGUGUUUACUCCGCUUAAAAACCUACAACAUUUGAAUUUGAGCAGAAACAAUCUUGAAUUCAUCCACGAAAACUAUUUUAAUAACUGGCUACUACAACACUUAGAUGUGUCACAUAACAACUUAAGGAAAUUAGCUCCAGGCGCUCUACAAUUGUUACCAAAUUUGGCGCGAUUGUUAUUGACGGAUAAUCCCCAUCUAGGGAUCACACAAUUGGAUACACAAUUAUUGGUUGGCACUGGACGCCGACUGCAACAAAUAGAUGCGUCAAGAACCGGCUUGCACCAAGUUCCCGAAGCAUUCACACAUUCCGUUAGAUUUCUAUCGCUCGUUGGAAAUAGAAUAUCAGCCGUCAGAUGCGGGGAUUUUGACAGUUAUCCCCUACUACAGUCGCUGGAUUUCUCCGAUAAUAAAGUGGCUUCUGUCGAAGACGAUUCCUUAGGCAGAUUAGAAAUGUUACUAUUCCUCAACAUAAAUAAAAACUUUCUUACAGCAGUGCCAAAGUCACUUCCAGAUGAAUUGAAAUAUUUAUCAAUCAAUAACAAUUUAAUAAAAAAUCUAUCUAUGACUGAUUUUAAAAACCUGCCUAAUUUACGUAUACUGUUGUUACAAAAUAACAACAUAGAAUACAUUCAAAACCACGUAUUUGAUGACUUACUGUCUCUAGAGAUGUUGGAUUUGUCAAACAAUCCCAUACAAUCAUUGUCUUGGAGCACGUUUGACGGGCCGCUAUCGCUUCGAGAUUUGAGACUUUGUUACUUAAACUUAUCGGUGCCAGAGCGAGAUGGCUCGUUUCCAAUGUCGACGCCGGAAACUGUGCAGAUGUUACACCUACAGUCGAGUCCCGGACUGGCGAGACAAUUGCUAGCUGAUGCAGCGGCAUUAGCCGCCUUCUCACACUUACAAUACUUAGAUCUCAGAAUGAACAAUCUAACAGAAAUCAGAAACGAUUUAUUAUUUUACUUGGCGCAACUUAAGACGCUGAGAUUGCAUGGUAAUCAAAUAAACUGUAGUGCAGAGUUAUGGCUCAAGGAUUGGUUGAAUUACAAUAAAAGUUUAUCUAGCAGCGAAACAUGUUAUUAUUCUACUUCAGACGCCAAAAUAGAAAUAAGUAAAUACAACUGUACAUUUCCAGAAACAUUUACUAUAAGUGACAGUCUUCCGCCAGUUAAUUUAUACAGCACAGAAAUGAUAAAUAAGUUACUAAGGUAUUAUGGGUACUUAAAUAAUAAAACUGAAAAAACGUUUAAACACGGAAAUAGUAAAAAUAAGUUUGACUACAAAAGGAUACUUUUCAAUAAAACGUUAACCAAUACCACAUCUAAAGGAGCCAAUUUAUCUGAGAUCUUUAAAGAAAGUAAAGCGAACGACAGAAAUGAGAACAAAAUUUCUAUGUAUAACGACUACAUGAACGAAACAGCUGUUGUGAAAGCAAGAGAAUCCACUAAAAUUUUAGAUCAAAACAAACUACAAAAUGAACAAUUGAAUAUCGAUCACAGAUUUCUAGAUAUAGAACCAUACUUCUCGGUUUCAACUCGUAAUUAUGAGAAAGAUCUCAAAAGCGGUGAAGUUUAUAGAAAAAAUAAAUCAAGAUCCGGCAAGCGUUUGAAUACGCCGCUGAAUAUAACAAAGAAACCUGAAAAUCUGGUUACAGACAAAACCUACGCUUUCCCGACAAAAAGUUCGGGUAAGUUGGAAAACGGAACUGUUGAAGAUCCAAAAUACAGAAUUGAAUAUUCGCCGUAUCAGUCUGCUGAUAAGAGUUACGUGGAAUACGUGGGCGCUUUAGCAGUGUCAGGGUUAAUUAUGAUGUCUUUGAUACUGUGGGUUAGUUUUCGUCUGAGGUACAGAAGAAGAAAUGUGCCAGUCGUGAACACAGAAGCCGAGGACCAAAUAGAGGUGUCGAAUAUAUCCGGAGGGGUAUUGUGGUGACACCUGCGGGCAGCCGACCCGACGCCCUUCGAAUACGAUUCUCUUCUCACUUAGACUGAUGCAAUUUCGAAGUGGUCGGCUGCACACGGGGUGGACGGCGUUAUGUGAUAUAAUAAUUGGACGUACAUAUUUUUUUAUGAAAUAAGUACAAAUAGAUUGGUUAACUAGGCAGUGGGCAAUGACUUUUUGUCUACGAUGUAAAUAAACUGUUCUGUUGACCAUAGGCUUAAACCUAUUUUUAUGUAAAGUUGCAGUAGAUUUGUAAAUUUAAUUUAGAUACCUGACCUAGCUGAUCUUGUCUACUAUGCCGUACUUAAGGCUUUUUGUGGUUAGGCUACGACAUUAUUGUAUAUACUGCGAUUGUAAUGUUAAGUCACCAUAUCGAAAGGUGAUGUAUGCGAUAUGUGAUGUACGAGUAGAAUGAGUGGUUAUGGAUAUGUAGCCGAUAAUGUAAUGCGCAAAUAUCGUCAAAAAGCAGAUCAUGUCUUCCCUAUAAACCUUGUAAUUAUUACAUAAUUAUCGCGUAACGAGCUCUACUUAAGUGCCAAAAUAUUAUUUUUCAUUCUAUAAAUUUAGUAUUGUAACUUGUUAAUAUAAAUACAUUUAGAAUGACAUUACAAACACUAAAAAUAAAUGCAUAUUUACAUCUUGGAAUAAGAAUCUUGUAUGCCUUAAAUAUGUUUGAUUCUAUCUUCUGAAUUCAAUACAAACUCUUCUGACUUAGGAAUGGAGAAAUACUCAUCCAAGUUUCAUUUUAAAUUGAGUCAUUAUUUAUUACUGCGUAUAUUAAUUUGUAUUAUACAAUUGAUUGGAUUAUAUGUUUCAUUCGUUUUGCACAGAACAUUAAUACCGGUUCAUUGAUUUAGCUUAUUUAACAGUUAAUUGAGUUAAUAAACUACUUAAAAAUAUUGUAAAUGAUUAAAAAAUGAAUUGUAAAUAACACUGAGGAAAUUAAUAGGCAUCGUUUGUUUUGUUGUUUAGUAGAUGAUGUUCUUGUUCAGUGUUACUCAAUAAUUAUUACUCAUUCAUCACUCUGGAACCUAAGGUUGUAUCUUGUUAUAUAAAACUUUUGAGGAAAAUGAUGUGUAGAUAUAUGUUUUUACGUGAAUCGUAGUUUGUGACGUACAAACGGAUAUCCAAAGAUUUAAUAAAUAAUAGAUUGAGA